AUUGCCAGAUGGUUUCACUCAGCUCCGAGCGUUGGCUCACCUUUCCCUCAAUGAUGUGACGUUGCAGACGUUGCCCAGUGACAUUGGAAAUCUGGCCAACUUGGUGACYCUGGAGCUCAGGGAGAACCUGUUGAAGUCUCUGCCUACGUCGCUCUCUUUCCUGGUGAAACUGGAACAGCUGGACCUUGGCAGCAAUGAACUGGAAGUUUUGCCGGACACACUUGGUGCUCUGCCCAACCUGAGGGAGCUGUGGUUAGACCGGAACCAGUUGUCUUCAUUACCACCAGAGUUGGGAAACCUGCGGCGGUUGGUUUGUCUGGAUGUCUCAGAGAACCGUCUGGAGGAGCUUCCUUCAGAGCUGAGCGGCCUCCUGGCUCUCACCGACCUGCUGCUCACUCAGAACCUGCUUGAAGUCAUUCCAGACAGUAUCGGUUUUCUGAAACAGCUGUCAAUCCUGAAGGUGGACCAGAACCGUCUGACCCACCUGACUGACUCAAUAGGAGAGUGUGAAAACCUCACAGAACUUGUUCUAACAGAAAAUCUUUUACAGUCACUUCCUCGCUCGCUGGGCAAGCUGAAGAAGUUGACGAACCUGAAUGUAGACCGAAACCGCCUGAGCAGCGUGCCCAAAGAGCUGGGGGGCUGCGCCAGCCUCAACGUCCUCUCUCUGAGAGACAACCGCCUGGGCAAGCUGCCCUGCGAGCUCGCAGAUGCAACUGAGCUGCAUGUUCUGGAUGUGGCUGGAAACAGAUUACAAAACCUGCCUUUUGCCCUGACAAACCUCAACCUGAAGGCCAUGUGGCUGGCAGAGAACCAGUCACAGCCCAUGCUGAAGUUCCAGACUGAAGAUGAUGAGCGAACAGGAGAGAAAGUGUUGACCUGCUAUUUGCUGCCUCAGCAGCCUUCACCAAGUCUGGAGAAUUUGCUGCAGAACAGCAGGGACGACAGUUGGACAGACAGCAAUCUGAACAGAGUUUCAGUCAUUCAGUUCCAGGAAGAGACCAAGGCCGAAGAGGAAGAUGAUGAUGAAGAUCGCAGAGGCCUCCAGCGCAGAGCCACACCACACCCUAGUGAGCUGAAGGUGAUGAAGAAGGUGAUAGAGGAGAGGAGGAAUGAAGCCUACUCAUCUAGACCUGACGAAGAAGAAGAGACACACGACUCACAG
This is a messenger RNA of Austrofundulus limnaeus, 1165 nucleotides long. RefSeq names its product protein scribble homolog. Gene Ontology annotation, biological process: cell-cell adhesion; establishment or maintenance of epithelial cell apical/basal polarity; receptor clustering. Gene Ontology annotation, molecular function: protein kinase binding. Lineage: Eukaryota; Metazoa; Chordata; Actinopteri; Cyprinodontiformes; Rivulidae. Gene Ontology annotation, cellular component: postsynaptic membrane; basolateral plasma membrane; postsynaptic density. The record is from RefSeq and is a predicted model, not a curated record.